Messenger RNA from Hipposideros armiger (great roundleaf bat), 2145 nucleotides. It is a transcript of the gene PRDM13, whose product is annotated as PR/SET domain 13. The transcript is spliced from 4 exons. Gene Ontology annotation, molecular function: protein binding. Gene Ontology annotation, cellular component: nucleus. NCBI's taxonomy places the organism in Eukaryota, Metazoa, Chordata, Mammalia, Chiroptera, Hipposideridae. Gene Ontology annotation, biological process: regulation of gene expression. The coding region runs from base 1 to 2145 and encodes 714 amino acids. The record is from RefSeq and is a predicted model, not a curated record.
AUGCACGGAGCCGCCCGCGCUCCAGCCACCAGUGUGAGUGCCGACUGCUGCAUCCCGGCAGGCCUGCGCCUCGGGCCGGUGCCUGGAACUUUCAAGCUGGGCAAGUACCUGUCAGACCGCAGGGAACCCGGGCCCAAGAAAAAGGUGCGCAUGGUGAGAGGGGAGCUGGUGGACGAGUCGGGGGGCUCCCCUCUGGAGUGGAUAGGGUUAAUCCGGGCAGCCAGGAACCCUCAGGAACAGACUUUGGAAGCUAUUGCAGACUUACCUGGAGGACAGAUCUUCUACCGAGCGCUGCGAGACGUCCAGCCAGGGGAGGAGCUGACCGUGUGGUAUUCCAACUCCUUGGCUCAGUGGUUUGACAUCCCCACAAUUGCAACUCCUACGCACGACGAGAAAGGGGAGGAGCGCUACAUAUGCUGGUACUGCUGGAGGACGUUUAGAUACCCCAACAGCCUUAAGGCGCACCUACGUUUCCACUGUGUACUCAGUAGCCGCGCGGGCCGCGCCUACCUGCACCAUGAGCACGGGGCUCGUCAAGUCGCUGUCCCGGCUGCGGAUGGCCUUCGCCUCUCUCCGAAAUCCCAGGUGCCCGACUUCGCCGCGGCCGCCCGGGUGGGCACUCUGCGACCCCACCCGCAGUCCCCGCCUCCUGUCCAGGCCUGCGGAGCGAGGGAGAGCAUCAAGCGGGAGGCCUCUGCGCCAUCGGCCACCUCGCCGCCCCCGGCCAAGUGGGGGCCGUCCAAAAAGGGCAAGGAGCACCCGGACCGAGCCCUGGACAUAAGCGGGGCCGCCGGGGGACAAGGCCACUUCCUUGGCAUCGUGGGCGGCUCCCCAGUGGGGGGCGGCGGCCUGGCCUUCUACCCCGGCGUGCGCUCAGCUUUCAAGCCCGCCAGCUUGGCCAGGGCGGCCGCGCAUGGUGACCCCUACCGUGAGGAGGGCGGUGGCAAGCCUGGGGCUGGCCUGGCCUUAGGCAGGCUGCUGGGAGGGAGUCGUGCAGAAGGGCGCCCAGGAAGCGGGGAGAACCUGGCGGCGGGCGGCGCAGGCCACCACCAUCACCACCACGCGCACCAUCACCACCACCAUCACCACCAUCCCAAGUGCCUGCUUGCGGGGGACCCGCCACCGCCGCCCGGCUUGCCCUGCUCGGGGGCCCUGCGGGGCUUCCCUCUGCUCCCGGGGCCCGUGGAAGAGGCGUCCGCCUUCAGGCACGUGGAGCGCUCCCCGCCCGCCGCCGCCGCCGCCGCCGCCGCCUCCUUGCCCCGAGCGCGUUACCAGCAGCUGCCUCCCGCAACCGGGCUGCCCCUGGAGCGCUGCGCACUGCCGGCCCUCGACGCAGGCGGGCUCAAAGCCUACCCGGGUGGCGAGUGCAGCCACCUGCCCGCCGUCAUGCCAGCCUUUACCGUCUACAACGGGGAGCUACUCUACGGCUCACCGGGCGCUGCAGCUUAUUAUCCUCUUAAACUGCACUUCGGCGGGCUGCUCAAGUAUCCGGAGUCCAUCUCCUACUUCAGUGGGCCCACGGCGGCGGCGGCCGCUCUAAGCCCCGCCGAGCUGGGCUCUCUGGCUAGCAUCGACCGAGAGAUCGCCAUGCACACGCAGCAGCUCUCCGAGAUGGCGUCCGGGAAAGGCCGCGGCCGCCUGGACGCCGGGGCGCUGCCACCGGGCGUCGUGGCAUCCGGUGGCGCGGGGGUUGGUGGCAGCGGCGGCGGCGGCGCGGGCAAGCCCAAGACGGGCCACUUGUGCCUCUACUGCGGCAAGCUGUACUCGCGCAAGUAUGGGCUCAAGAUCCACAUGCGGACACACACCGGCUACAAGCCCCUCAAGUGCAAAGUGUGCCUGCGGCCCUUUGGCGACCCCAGCAACCUCAACAAGCACAUCCGCCUGCACGCCGAGGGCAACACGCCCUACCGCUGCGAGUUCUGCGGCAAGGUGCUGGUGCGCCGCCGGGACCUGGAGCGCCACGUCAAGUCCCGCCACCCCGGCCAGAGCCUACUAGCCAAGGCGGGCGACGGUCCGGGUGCGGAGCCUGACUACCCCCCGGAGCCUGGGGAGCCCAAGAGUGACAACGACAGCGAUGUGGACGUCUGCUUCACGGACGACCAGAGCGACCCUGAGGCCGGGGGCAGCGGCGAGCGCGACUCUUAA